Messenger RNA from Penicillium paradoxum, 765 nucleotides. RefSeq names its product alpha/beta hydrolase. Gene Ontology annotation, cellular component: cytoplasm. Lineage: Eukaryota; Fungi; Ascomycota; Eurotiomycetes; Eurotiales; Aspergillaceae. The record is from RefSeq and is a predicted model, not a curated record. Gene Ontology annotation, molecular function: palmitoyl-(protein) hydrolase activity; carboxylic ester hydrolase activity. The transcript has a single exon. Bases 1 to 765 code for a protein of 254 amino acids. Gene Ontology annotation, biological process: protein depalmitoylation.
AUGCCCACCAAAACCCCCACUCCAUCCGACUUCCCGUCCCAACUCACCGUCACCAUAACACCCGCACCAUCCCCCUCCCCCUCCAAAUCCGCAUCCCCAGCCCCAAACAUCCUCCUCCUACUCCAUGGUUUGGGCGACACAGCCGCCGCAUUCACAAAAUUCGCCCAAGCCCUCCGCCUCCCCGAGACAACCAUCAUCACAAUCCAGGGAACCGCCCCGCUCCCCUUCGACCUCGGCGGCUUCCACUGGGGCGACGAUGUCUCCUUCGACUCCGCGACCGGCGCGCUAGACAUGGACGCCGGCCUGACGCGCAGCACCAAGACCCUCGUCGAGAUUGUGCGCGGCACGCUAGUGCAGAAAUGCGGGUACGCGCUACGGGAGAUAAUGGUUCUGGGCUUUGGGCAGGGCGGAAUGGCUGCGCUAGCUGUUGCGCGAGAAUUGGGGCUGAAAAACGACGGGGCGGAGGUCGGCGCUCUCUCGGGCGUUAUUUCUAUCGGGGCGCCGUACGCGUUGUCAGGAUCGAGGGCGGGGGAUAAGAAUCGGUCGCCGGUGUUGCUGGUUUCCGGGCGGGAUUCGGUGGCGGUCUCGGAUGAGGCGGUGCGUAGGACGAAGCAGGUUUUCGAGUUCGUGGAGGUUAGUCGGUAUGCUAGGAGGGGGGAUGGGAUGCCGGCUAGUCGGGAUGAGAUGUUGCCUGUUAUGCAGUUCUUUGCGCGCAGGUUGAGGAGUAGGCAGGGUGUGCCUGAGGGGAGUAUUGAGAUUAGUUGA